Molecule: messenger RNA, 1322 nt
Organism: Rubroshorea leprosula
Lineage: Eukaryota; Viridiplantae; Streptophyta; Magnoliopsida; Malvales; Dipterocarpaceae
Source: the annotation of a GenBank genome assembly
UAUACAAGAGAUCCUUGGUGUUGCAUCCCCUGCACAUAUUUUUUUGGUGUUGCGUCCUCUGCACAUUUCUUUUUUCUGUCUACAUAUUGAAAUAAGGAGCCAAUACCUGCCAUGGAUUCUUUACCAAGAUUAUUCUAUUGCUUCAUGGUGUUGUUUCUUCUUCCUCUCCUUUCCCAUUCAGCUGACAAUGAUCCAUUGCAGGAUUUCUGUGUUGGAAACCUUGCUGCUUCUCCAUCCCUUAAUGGCUUUCCCUGCAAAUCAGCCUCUUCGGUGACAUCAGAUGACUUUUUCUUUGAUGGUCUGAGCAAGGAAGGAAACACAAACAACACCUUUGGAGCAGGAGUGACUCCAACUAACGUCCUUGCAUUCCUAGGGUUAAACACACUAGGAAUUUCAAUGAACAGAGUGGACUUUGCCCCUGGUGGAGUCAACCCUCCUCAUUCUCACCCUCGAUCAACUGAGUCAAGAAUUGUCAUUAAGGGGAACCUCUUGGUAGGUUUUGUGGCUAUUGAUAACAAGUUUUACUCCAAGGUCCUCACUCGGGGGCAGAUGAUUGUGAUUCCUCGAGGUCUUGUACAUUUCCAGCAGAAUGUUGGAAAAGGGAAAGCACUCGCCUUCACAGCUUUCAACAGUCAAUUGCCUGGUGCUGUGGUGCUUCCCAAAACCAUCUUUGCUGCAAAUCCUUCAAUUCCUGAGGAAGUCCUUGUCAUAACCCAAUUUUGGGGCUAAGUGAUAAAAGUGAAAGCGCACGGACCAUUUUUUGCAAAAAGUGUGAAGCUUGAAGGGUUGAGAGGAGAAGCUAGCAAAACGACGUCGUUUUGCUUGUAAGCUGAAAUAAAGGUUGAAAACCCUAGCCACCCAAACUCGUUUCUUUCUUUGCUCCGUCGCCAACCCCCCCUCAAAAUAGAAAAAUCACAAAAAUUUUCUUGACUUAUCCCUAAAUCUACUCAAGUUUUGAAGAAAUUUACGAAGAUUGAAAGUCAUCAACAAGAGGCGCAAAAGAAGAGUUCGAAAUUGAUUCAAAGAAGGGAGUUCUAAGCUUCGAAGGUAAGAAUCUAGACUAGAAAAGGGGUAGAUGUGGGAAAACUAAGAGAUCCCCAUUCCAAAUAGGAUUGAGUUGUUAUCUUAGGGAUUGGGAUUUGAGUAUUAGAAGCACGUUAGGAUUGGGUUUUCCUUUUGUUUAUAAACAGGGGGGCCUUCGGCUUCUGGGAGGAGGAAAAAAGGAGAGAUUGGAGGAAGAGAGAUCCGGGAGUUGAGAAAGAGAAAGGGGAAACACAGAAACUUGUAUUUGGACUUCACGAGAAUAAAGUCUUGAUCUUUGU